AUGGACAACGUUAUCGGCCACGGAUGUCGCUGGUCACAACAAGAUUUGUUUUCUGCCCUUAAAAUUAUUUUUUUUACGGACUACAAAAUUACUAUAAGAUCGGACCGAGACCAUGGACAACGUUAUCGGCCACGGAUGUCCUGCCUUAAAAAGGUGGAGGCCACAGUGGUUCAGAUGCAGGACCCAUCCACUGGAGUGAAGGGAGCAAAUCAGAAGCUCAACGUUACAACCAUUCCCCAUUCCAUCACUGGUCAGGAUAUUGUUGCAUGGAUCACCAAAAAUAUGAACAUGGACAAUGAUGAGGCUCAAGCAUUUGGCACAAUGUUAGUGGCAUUCGGGUACAUCUACCCUCUGCAGGACCACAAAAAGCUUGUCCUCGGACCAGAUGGCAGUUUGUACCGCUUUCAGGCCCCCUAUUUCUGGCCUGUGCAGAAAUGGAAGACUGAGGACACUGAUUAUGCAAUCUAUCUGGCAAAGAGAAACAUUCGAAAAAAGGGAGUGCUUGAUGCUUAUGAGCAGGAGGAAUACAACAAACUUCACAAAUGGAUGAACCACAAAUGGGAUUUUAUUGUGAUGCAAGCUAAAGAGCAGUACCGUGCCGGGAAGGCGCGCCAGAAGGCAGACAGGGUUGUGUUUGACUGUCAGGAAAGAGCCUACUGGAUUGUCCACAGGCCUCCACCACAAACUCACAGCGCUAUGGAUUACGGCCUGGAUCGUCACAUUGACCCUAAUGCGGAGCCGAAAAAAACCUAUGAUUACUACAGAAGAAUUAACAUCUACACACAACAGGCCAUCAUGAGGUCAAGGGUCAAGUCUUCAGUAUCUCUUGGAGCGUUCGAGUUUCACAAUUUGAGCCUCCAUUUCUCAGAAUCUCAUUUUUAUUUAUUUUAUUUUAUUUUUUGUAUAACCUUUUUGGCCCCAGGAGCACCACGAUGGAUCAACAUUGAUGGCAGGACAAUGGGUCUAACAGUAAAGGGACUGGAACCUCCUCACCGAUACGUACUGGACGCUGCCCAGACCCACAUCUUCAUGCUGAUGAAAAAGGAUACCUUCUAUCGCUACCUGAAGUCACCAGUUUACAAGGAAAUACAGAAAAUAGCCAUUUCACCUGCACCACACGAUUUCUCUGAGGCCCAGCUGCAGCAAAACAUGAGGAACCGCAGGCCGAGCAUCAACCCCAUCAUCACCUGGCAGAAGGAGCAGGAAGAGAAAGCAAAAGCAGCAGCCGCAGCUGGACCCGUAGACAUUAAGAAACUGAUGGCCAGCAAACUAGAACGCAAAUAGAAAGUUGGAGACAGAAAUACAUGCUGGAAAUGCUUUACCUAACAAUCUGACUAAUAAAAAGAGACCUGUACAAGACGUUUGGGUGCUCUACAUGUACAGAUCCAAUACAAGGUCUCAUAUCAUAGAGCUAAACUUAGAGACUCUAAGUUUAAUUCUUCCAUGAAAUUUGCUGUACACAUAAUUGAUACCAAAUAUAUAUAAAUAACAAUUCAACUAUGUACAAAUGACUCCCGAACAGCUAGUUCCUAUAAUUUGUAUUGCUACAUCCAAAGGAUGUAUUUUUGUAGUUUGCUAAAUACUGUUUUUUCAGAUCACACUUGUUUCCAUACAGUGAUUCUGUUCAUCCAAUACAAAGAUCGAGUUUCUUUCAAUCUCUGUUUACCUGUAUAGCAGUUUCCCCAUUAUAGUGUCAAGAUGUUUCGUAUGCGUGCUAUAGUCAUGGUGAAUACUUGUAUAUCUUCUGUAAAACAAUAAAGACAGCAUGGUUCAGUGCUGUAUGUUUGUAAUACUGCCUACAGUGUUGAAGAAGCUUCUUUGAUCAGAAAAUCAGUUUAAAUUACUAAUCUACACUCAAAA
Messenger RNA from Sinocyclocheilus grahami, 1860 nucleotides. RefSeq names its product regulator of G-protein signaling 9-like. Gene Ontology annotation, cellular component: cytoplasm; neuron projection; plasma membrane. Gene Ontology annotation, biological process: regulation of G protein-coupled receptor signaling pathway; intracellular signal transduction; positive regulation of GTPase activity. Lineage: Eukaryota; Metazoa; Chordata; Actinopteri; Cypriniformes; Cyprinidae. Gene Ontology annotation, molecular function: GTPase activator activity. The record is from RefSeq and is a predicted model, not a curated record. The transcript has 15 exons. The coding region runs from base 1 to 1284 and encodes 427 amino acids.